GGGAGGCGCGGGGGCGCGCGGGGACAUGGCGAAGCUGGACGUUGAGGAGGGGGCAGCGGGGGCACCCGGGCACCCGCCCGCCAAUGGGUACCUGUUGGUCCCGGGGGGCGAGCCCCCCGGAAAGCUGAGCGCCGAGCCGCAGAACGGGCCCAAGGCCGGCUGCCUGACCCUGAAUGGAGUGUCUCGGGACAGCCUCGCGGCCGCCGUGCAAGCCCUGGACAGGCCUCGGACCCCGCUGGCCCCGGAGGAGGAGACCCAGACCCGGCUGCUGCCGGGGGGCCCCGGGGAGGAGACCCCCGGGGCCGAGGGCGCCCGAGUGCCGCAGACGGCGCUCUCCGCGCGGCGCUUUGUGGUGCUCCUCAUCUUCAGCCUGUACUCGCUGGUGAAUGCCUUCCAGUGGAUCCAGUACAGCAUCAUCAGCAAUGUCUUCAGGGACUUCUACCGCGUCUCCUUCCUGCACAUCGACUGGCUGUCCAUGGUGUACAUGCUGGCCUACGUGCCCCUCAUCUUCCCGGCCACGUGGCUGCUGGACACCAGAGGCCUGAGGCUCACGGCCCUGCUGGGCUCCGGCCUCAACUGCCUGGGCGCCUGGGUCAAGUGCGGCAGUGUCCAGCAGCAUCUCUUCUGGGUCACCAUGCUGGGCCAGUGCCUGUGCUCCGUGGCCCAGGUGUUCAUCCUCGGCUUGCCCUCCCGCAUCGCCUCGGUGUGGUUUGGGCCCAAGGAGGUGUCCACAGCUUGUGCCACCGCCGUGCUAGGCAAUCAGCUUGGAACUGCAGUUGGCUUUUUGCUACCACCAGUUUUAGUGCCCAACACACAGAAUAACACGGAUCUUCUGGAGUGUAAUAUCAGUACUAUGUUUUAUGGAACAUCAUCCAUCGCCACAUUUUUAUGUCUUUUAACAGUCAUUGCAUUCAAAGAAAAACCUCCAUAUCCACCAAGUCAGGCUCAAGCAGUUCUUCAAAACAGCCCUCCUGCUGAGUACUCCUAUAAGAAAUCAAUAAGGAACUUAUUUAAAAACAUUCCUUUUGUCCUUCUGUUGAUCACAUAUGGUAUCAUGACUGGAGCAUUUUAUUCAGUCUCAACAUUAUUAAAUCAAAUGAUACUGAUACAUUAUGAGGGAGAAGAAGUCAAUGCUGGAAGGAUUGGGCUAACACUGGUAGUAGCUGGAAUGGUGGGUUCUAUUCUUUGUGGCUUAUGGCUAGAUCAUACCAAAACAUACAAACAGACUACUCUGGUAGUUUACAUUUUGUCUUUUCUGGGAAUGGUUGUAUUUACUUUCACGUUGGACCUUGGAUACAUUAUCAUUGUGUUUAUUACUGGAGGGGUACUCGGUUUCUUCAUGACUGGUUACCUCCCAUUGGGUUUUGAGUUUGCUGUUGAAAUCACUUACCCUGAAUCUGAAGGUACCUCAUCUGGUCUUCUUAAUGCUUCUGCACAGAUAUUUGGAAUUUUGUUCACAUUGGCUCAAGGGAAGCUCACGUCAGACUAUGGUCCUAGGGCAGGGAACAUUUUCCUCUGUAUUUGGAUGUUUCUAGGCAUCAUUUUAACAGCAUUAAUCAAGUCUGAUCUCAAAAGACACAAUAUAAAUAUAGGAAUUGCAAACGGUGAUAUUAAAGCUGUACCAGUUGAAGAUAGUCCCACAGACCAAGAAUCAAAAACCAUGAUGAUGUCCAAGCAGUCAGAAUCGGCAAUUUGAAGUGAAAAAAGAAGUUAACCUCAUGUGGUAGAUGAGUAGUAAGGCUUGGUUUAUAUGUACGAGAGAUAGAUACUUAACUUGAAAAUUAUUAUGUGACCUCUGAAUACAGUUACUGUUUUCACCUUCAUAUUAACGUGAGCAAGAUUUUGCUUAAAAUAUUUUAAGCUUAAAAUAUGUUGGCUCACAUCGUAAUAACACUACCAUUUAUCUACCAAGCAUCCCAUUGUUAAUCUAUUGUCGAUCAGAAUGUAAGCUUCUUAAUGUGUACUUUCCAAAAAUUUUUUCUUUUUUAUAGAAAGUGGAAGGUCAAAAGGCUUUCUAAAAUGAUAAUGUGGAGGUCUAAUCCCUUUAAGUCACAUAGGAGUACAUAGAAUUUAGAACCAAAUGUGCAUUAUAUUCCUAAUUAGCUCCCUUUCCAUUAUUCUGACCAACUGUCCAAUCUGCCUCAGUGGGAGAUACCAACACGGCACUUCUGACCCCCUAAAGGAUAGCACUGGGAUGAGACUUCCACGGAACCUCUAAGAUUUUUCCAUUUUCUUAUAUUCUUGUUAAACAAGGCUUUGUUACAUGUACUGUUAGUGGCUGUCAAAACUGUUCUGUGUACACAUUGAACCCAUGACUUUGGUCUUAGACUUGUGUUCUAAUUAAGCUAAGGAGUGCAGACAUAGGCUCAUUGUCUUGAGCUCUCUGCACUACCUUCCUAUCACGGUAGGAUAUGCUAAUACUAUUUUUUCACUCCAGCUUGAAAUAGAGGGAUUUUGUACCCACUGCCUUGUCCACUAUCUUUUUUUCAGUGCAGGCAUACCUUGGGGAUAUCGCAGGGUCAGCUCCAGACCAUUCAGAAUAAAGCAAAUAUCACAAUAAAGUGAUUCAAAUGAGUUCCUUGGUUUCCCAGUACAUAUAAAAGUCAGAUUUACACUCUUCUGUAGUCGAUUAAGUGUGCGGUAGCCUGGAAGAACAAUGUACAUACCUUAUAUGAAAAAAGACUUAUUGCUAAAAAAUGCUAACCAUCACCUGAGCUUUUAGCAAGUCAUAACCGCUGAUUACAGAUCACUAUAAUCAAUAUAAUAAUAAUGAAAAAGUUUGGAAUAUUGCAAGAAUUACCAAAAUGUGACACAGACACAAGCGAGCAAGAGCUUUUGGAAAAAUGGCACCAAAAACUUUCUUGAUACAGGGUUGCCACAAAUCUCCAACUUGUUUAAAAAAACAAAAAACAAAAAAUGCAGCAUCUGUGAAGGGCAAUACAUCAAAGCAUAAUAAAAUGAGGUAUGCCUGUGUAUGACUUUCAAGCAAGAAAAUUCCAUCCUCUGUGUUGUUGGCUUUCUCGUGAUUUCUUGUAUCGCACCUCAUAGCGUAAUACUUUGGCUUGAAGGUUGUGAAGAUAAAGAAAUUGAUGGUAACAUAGCCCUCGUGUUUUCAUUUGGUGGAGACCUCUUGAAAGGGUGUCUUUGUUCUGCACUAUCGUUUGUAUGACCGUUCUCCUUCGAAGGAAUACACUGUGUCCAGGUGCAUGCUCCCUCAGUGUGUUGGGGGAAUGUAUUCUUUUCUUCACCAGAGUGUACCCGGUCUCCAUACUGUUGGGAAAAAAGUCUGCUGUUUUACAUGCUCAGGGUAAGGAACAGAGGACCAAAUGUCUUUCUACAGUGCCUACCACUGCGUUUUGUUUACAAUAAGAAUUUAAAUGUUGUUCCUGUCCUGACUUUCUAAGCUGCUAGGGAAUAUCUUUACAAUAAUGACAUAUACACAACCAUAAUAUGUACAUUAUGUCCACAUCAACCCUAAAAAAAGCUGGUCAGGGGAUACCCUUGAAUAUUCUUGGAAGCAAAUUAGCAAUUCCGAUUUGGGCAUUUUAUAUGCAUCACCUUACAUUAAAAUUAUAAUGUUCUUUUUAAUCAAGCGACAGCAAAUUAUGUAGAAUUUUACCCUGGAGAAUCGUCACUGGGAGAACCCAGCUGGGAAUCAGGAGCUCUGGGUCUGUGACCUGGAUCUGUUUCUAGGUGUCCCUGUCACUCUCCGGCCAGCAUUUUUCUCAUCCAUAAAAUGAAUGUAUUCACUUUGAUCUCAAAGAUCUUUUUUGAAAAAAAAAAAAAGAUCUUUUUUGAGUCUUAAAUACCGUUCACCAUGCGGUAGACCAAAUCACUGAGCCACAGGAACUUAAAUCUAGCUAGAGAAGUAUCCCCUGGAGAAUUGAAUGAACAGCUGUGAUUGAUACUUUGUGGGUAUGGGGAAUUUACAAUUGUUUUUUUUGCUUUUUUAUUCAGUUGAUGAUAGCUCAAGCAUAAUAUGCUGAAUCAUUAACUUCCUUAGACAAUUACAUCGCAGGUUUUAUGGCCAAAAAUAUAUUCUAAGAUCCCUCUUAAAUAAUUAUUUUUAUUUUUAAACCAUCAAUUGUUUAAAAUAAUCAUGUACUUUUUGAGUUUCUGAGCUUUUGACAAAAAUUACAAAUAAAAGUUAGGAGACAUUGUUUCUGAAAAGCAUACAUAUCUGUCAUGUGUAUCUCUGUUGAUUAGAAAAAGGAUGAAAUAUGAUAUCAUAAAACACAAAAUAGAUUAAUAAUUUUUUCUAUAUUUUGAGUUAAAGUUGUCUAUAACAUGUCAGACAAGAAUGUCAUAAUUCUGUCUUGGAAAAUGGAGUUGGGUAACCAGCACUUGAGUGAAUUUUAAUGAAAUGAUUUUAGAAAGAAAUUGGAUGCUUUCAAAAGCAGUUUCAUUUAUAAAUAUUGCAAAAACAAAAACACUAGCUUUUGCCUUUUGUGAAGGUUGGGAGAAAAUUUUAAAAUAUGUUUAUGUGUAAACUCAAGAGAAUUGCCAGAAGAAUGUAUGUCUGUAUUAAGUCAUCUUUCAUGUUCUAAGUUUUGCUUUUUGUACUAUUUGUCUGUAUGCUCAUUCUUCAGUGUUUCAGACCUGAAAUAAACUUAUUUUUUUAAUGUUAA
Molecule: messenger RNA, 4628 nt
Organism: Canis lupus familiaris (dog)
Lineage: Eukaryota; Metazoa; Chordata; Mammalia; Carnivora; Canidae
Gene: FLVCR1
Product: FLVCR heme transporter 1
Biological process (GO): transmembrane transport; mitochondrial transport; heme export
Cellular component (GO): membrane; mitochondrion
Molecular function (GO): heme transmembrane transporter activity; heme binding
Source: RefSeq, a predicted model, not a curated record